Molecule: messenger RNA, 3780 nt
Organism: Engraulis encrasicolus (European anchovy)
Lineage: Eukaryota; Metazoa; Chordata; Actinopteri; Clupeiformes; Engraulidae
Exons: 8
Coding region: 306-3344 (1012 amino acids)
Source: RefSeq, a predicted model, not a curated record
AAAACCCCUACAGCAAAGCUGUGCCGGGGUCUGGGGUCGCUGAGAAUCAGUGUGGGCGGGAUCAACGGUUUCCUCUGCACUCAAUGCAACGCAAUAGGAUGGCGAACAACCAACCAGAGUGAUGAGGAAUGAUUACGUAUUGCAGCGCGACAGGAAGUACUUGGUAGAGUGUAGGCAGUAGGAAAUAGAACGAAUGCCAGGCCAGCGAGCGUUUUCUCUACGGGCUAAUGUCAGAGUGAGAGGAAAGAUUUACCAACUAGCACUCCAAUCUGCUAUUGUAGAGACUGCACGCGAACUACGUGAACAUGGAAAUGAAUGAUUGUUGCCGUUUUUGCAACAAAAAUAUGCGAAUAUCUGGCGUGAUUUCUAAUUCAGCACUUAUCUUUGACAGCCAGAAAGAAAAACAAACCAUUGCUGACAGAUUAAUGCAGGUUGGCGUGUCGGUGUUGAAAACACAGACAAAAUCGAACAGAAUUUGUAGGCCUUGUGUGCGGUUACUAACGAGAAUGGAACAGGACCUGCCGGUGUUCCGAAGAUGGGUGCAGGAGGAGGGAGCAUCCACCACGACUUCAGAUACCUCUGGUUCUACACAGAAACGUGACCGCGAGCCGACUCCAUCCAAAACACCAAGGGCAUUGAAAAAGUUCUGUGAUAAACCAGCAAGUCCGGGAAAAGGGGCUGCCGUUCGUGUCAACAUCGCCCAGGUCAUUUCUGAUCAAGAGGUGCACAAAUCUGAGAAUGCUUUGUUGGUGAAACAUAUCAUGAACAAAAAAUGGAAAGCAGCGGCCAAACUAAUCAUGAAGCAUGAGGAGCUUUCACAGGAAGUGAAGGCCAGCAUCCUUACAGUCAUUGAAAGUGAAUCCAGAGCACUCUGCGACCCCAGCAAGAAAUGCAUGUUGUGGAGGUCUUCACCAGAAGAUUUGAGUUCUUUCUCAUUUAGCAGCCUGGAGUCAGACCUGCAGCGCCUCUCACCACUCCUCUUGUCCAUCUUCACAACCAUCACAAAACACUCACGUUUUGUCACCUGUGCUGCUGCUGCAAUUGCAUUAAGAGGUAGAGAAAAUCGCCUGUCUGGGUUCGCUUACUACAUCAACUGCAUUCUGCAAUAUGGGGGUGCAAAGAAAGCAGUGUUUGAAAGGCUCAGCAAAUUUGCCAUUUCAACAACAUACAAGAAUGCUAUUGGAAAGCAGAAGGAAUUGGCAAACAAUUGUGGAUCUGGUCUUUGGUCAUUGAAGAGGCAAAACGAAGAAUUCCUGGCAAUGGAAGCUGGGUGUCAGCCUGUCAGUGAAGAGCAGGACGAAACCUCCAUAGAUGCCUGGACGGAGUCUGAGAUGAUACCCGGUGAUGUGUUCCGAAGUAUGGAAGACCUUCGAAUAUCAGGAGAAUUGGCUGAAAGCUGUGCCACAGACCAGGCCACAUCAGGGGAAGGGAUCACAUCUGAGCUGGCUGAAAACGUCACGGAGCAGGCAACAUCAGAUAAAGAGUUGAGGACCUCAUCAGAGUUGACUGAAGGAAGUGCCGUGGACCAGGGUUCUGGACAUGAUGUGAGGAUCACAUCUCAGUCGUUGGUGGAGAAGUGCUCGACUACACCACACACUUAUUCCAUCAUCUUUGAUAAUUUAGAUUUUUUCAUGCACACACACCACCAGUCCACCCUACACAGUAACAAGUCAAUUCAUUGGAUACACCACAUCGCUGUCCAGGACCGUGUCCCCAUUUAUCACCUGGCUAAUGACAAACCAAUUGGAAAUCUUCUGGACUAUGACCUGAAUUUGUCACUCCCUAGCCAGAAUGAACAAAUGCAGAUGCGAAGAGAGUUCAUUGUUUUCACCAGCCGAAUCCUGUCUAGCUAUCUGUCUGUAUUCAAGCCAUUCUCCAAUGUGGUUGUGCGACACAUACCGCAUCAGUAUUCAGCAGAAAUGGCGCAGCAUUCCACUGAUUACCCAUUAGGACUGCUUUUCAAAGAUGAAAACAAAUCUGCCGAUUUGGCAGAAGUACUUCAUCACUUUCAGAACACGUAUGUACCAAAACAGCCUGAUGGGAUUUCAACCAUUUUGGUUGGAGGCGACAGGCUUUCCGAAGCAAAUAGCAGAAACCUGCAGUGGGCCUAUGCCAAUGGUCUGAAUACGGAGGAGCGAUUGGAUGGCAUGGAAUUCAUGUUUGAGGACUGGCAUGCGAUUAGGAUGCUAUUUCAAAUCCACUACAAAGUGUUCUUCAGUGAGAAAUCUGCAAAGGACCAUGGGACUCUGUGCGCCAACAUGACAAAGUUGAGGUGCAGCAAUGCGAAACAGGGUCCCAAGGCUGCCUACAACGCAUACAAACAUUUUGUCAUCACAGACACUACUGCGCUGCUUCUGACGGCUGCCAUGGAGCACUUUGGCCUGAAGGAUAUCGAAGAAAUCCCGGAAUCGUUUGUUCCUGAGGACAUUGCAUCAGGAUCAACAGACACGAGGCGAACAUGGUUGCAUGCCAAAUCUGCUGAGGUGGUCGAUAAGUACAUCCUGCUUGGGGAUGCGGUUGAGGCCAUGACUGGUCUCGGCGAAGCAGAUGUGACAUCGACUCAGGCAACGCAGUACCCUUGUCGAGCGCCAGGCUGUCAGCAGGUAUACACCUAUCCCAAAUCCAGAGACAAUCACGAGCUUAAAAAGCACAACUUACACGUGUCCCCCGAAACAUUGCCUGGUACAUCACUCAACAAAGACCACAAGCAGGAACAUACCUUGGCGCGUCUCAGCUUCAGCUUUCUCCUUUGGGACAUGCUGGAUGCUGUGAAAGAGGGUGACGGAGAACGACUGAUGAGGCUGUACAAAGUAGCUCUGCUCUUCUACAAAGCCCAUGCGCACAGCCACUAUGCAUACAGUACGUUACUCCUGACACUUCAGGUGAAUGCGUGCCUGACGCCUCGGAUGUCGCACAGCGUGACCUGGAACAGGUUUUGGAGCACUAGGGGAGGGAAUGGAGGCAACAUCCCCUUAGACCUUCAUUUAGAACACCUCAACAACUUCCUGAAGUCUUUCUUGAAGGGUCAGGGUCCAAACCUGUCUGAAGCGUCUGCUAGCCGAGUCAGCAAGGCCAUAGGCGUUUUGAAAGAGAUAAUGGACAAAGUUGAUAGUGAACUGGGUGUGAAAAAGCCAAGUGGCAUCCAUCGUGCUGAGCAGCAGACACAGGAUAUAUUGACUCUGAUUAAUGUUUUCAGGGAGGGUCAACUGUUGUCAAAGAUACCUGGAAGGGAAUUUCGGGCUUUCCCGAAGUUUGACAGCAAUCUGUUGCACAAAAUGAAAAAAAAGGAAAUGUGGGAGUGGAUGAUGCUCAAACUGAAAGAGUGGAGAAAACUGAAAAAAUAAAUCUCACUCAUUGGUAGUUUCUUGUCUUGUGAAGUCCCUAUAGGUAUCUUCAGAUCUAUGCAGUACUUAGGUAUUUAAGCAUUAACACUUGAUGACUCAUAAUUGCACCCUUACCUUUCUGCACUUUACCAUGCAUUCAGUUUGUCAAAAUAUUGUCUAGACUGUUACAGGCCUCUUCUAACAGGCGUAUUUAAUUACACUUAUUUAGCACAAUUUUUCGGUGUUUGCUGCGAGUAUCUCGACUUGUAAAACAUGUUUAAACUCAAUUGAACCAGCCAGUUCCAACCCAGUCACUUUAAAGCACAUUGUAUGUAACAUUGUCACUUGUCAGAAAUGUUUUUUUUGUUUUUACUUUGUAUCUACAGUAUUUGACUACCGGUUACCAUUUCACAAUCAAGAAUAUCUUGCAUUUCUUUUCUUAAUACUAUUUGACUAC